GACUGCGCGCCCCGAGCCCCGUUCCGCGUCCCCGCCGCCGGAGGAGGUGCCCGCACGCUCGCGGCGCGCGCCGGGCCGCCACACUCGGCCUGUGGGCGAUUUCCUCCGGACCCGAGCUCCCCGCCCGAGGAGGAAGAUGCAGACCUUUCUGAAAGGGAAGAGAGUUGGCUACUGGCUGAGCGAGAAGAAAAUCAAAAAGCUGAAUUUCCAGGCCUUCGCCGAGCUGUGCAGAAAGCGAGGGAUAGAAGUGGUGCAGCUGAACCUUAGCCGGCCGAUUGAGGAGCAGGGCCCGCUGGACGUCAUCAUCCACAAGCUGACCGAUGUCAUCCUCGAAGCUGACCAGAACGACAGCCGGUCCCUGGAGCUGGUGCACAGGUUCCAGGAAUAUAUCGAUGCGCACCCUGAGACCAUUGUCCUGGACCCUCUUCCUGCCAUCAGGACCCUGCUCGACCGCUCCAAGUCCUAUGAGCUCAUCCGGAAGAUCGAGGCCUACAUGAAAGAUGACAGGAUCUGCUCGCCACCCUUCAUGGAGCUCACGAGCCUGAGUGGAGACGACACUAUGAGGCUCCUGGAGCAGAAUGGCCUGGCGUUCCCCUUCAUUUGCAAAACCAGAGUGGCUCAUGGCACCAACUCUCACGAGAUGGCCAUCGUGUUCAACCAGGAGGGCCUGAGUGCCAUCCAGCCGCCCUGUGUGGUCCAGAACUUCAUCAACCACAACGCAGUCCUGUACAAGGUGUUUGUGGUGGGCGAGUCCUACACUGUGGUCCAGAGGCCCUCGCUGAAGAACUUCUCUGCGGGCACGUCAGACCGGGAGUCCAUCUUCUUCAAUAGCCACAACGUGUCGAAGCCGGAGUCCUCAUCGGUCCUGACAGCGCUGGAUAAGAUCGAGGGCGUGUUCGAGCGGCCGAGCGACGAGGUCAUCCGGGAGCUGUCCCGGGCCCUUCGGCAGGCGCUGGGUGUGUCACUCUUCGGGAUUGACAUCAUCAUCAACAACCAGACUGGGCAGCAUGCGGUCAUCGACAUCAACGCCUUCCCAGGCUACGAGGGCGUCACUGAGUUCUUCACAGACCUCCUGAACCACGUGGCCACCGUCCUGCAGGGCCAGAGCGCGGCCACAGCGGCCGCGGGGGACGUGGCCCCGCUGAGGCACAGCAGGCUCCUGGCGGAGCAGGCAGGCAGCCUGGCAGGCGAGCGGACGUGCAGCGCUGGCCCCGGCUGCUGCAGCAGCAUGAUGGGCCCGGACCCCCCCUGGACGUCGGAGGCCGACGCGGGCGGUGUGGGCCCAGGCGGCACCACCAAACUCCCGCACCAGAGACUCGGCUGCACCGCCGCCGUGUCACCCAGCUUCCAGCAGCACUGCGUGGCCUCGCUGGCCACGAAGGCCUCCUCCCAGUAGCCGUGGAGCCCGGGACCCAGAGGGCGGCGUGGGCCGCAGAGUGCACCUGCUGGGUCAGCCCCUCCCAGCAGUGACACUCCUACUAAGAAUUCCCAGCGAUCUGAUUCUUCUUCUUCUUCUUCUUCUUCUUUUUUUUUUUUUUAAUUUUUAACCUGAUUUUCUGAUGUCAUGAUUGAAAUAAGGGGUGGUGGAGGGGGAGAUGGAAAAGAACCCUAAGUGGUCCAGCCUCGGGGAAGAUGGACAUCCCGCCUGAUACCUGCUGUGCAGAUGUCUUCACUGGGUUUACACUUGCUGUGUCUUCAACACUAGGUCUGAGUGUGAGGUGGGGUGUGUGUGUGUGUGUGUGUGAGUGUGUGUGAGUGAGUGAGUGUGCACAUCCACGUCUGCUCGUCUCGAUGGCUGCUGUGGAUCAGGCCUCGGGGACCCCGGAGGGGGCAGGCUUUUGGCAGCUGAGCAGAGCGAGUGAGGGGUUCCUUCUCUCUCUUUUCUGCAAGCUCUCUGCACCCGGGCCGGGCCCCCUCGCUGUCACCCUCCGACUGGCCACCCCCACAGCCUUGUGCAGAACAGGGCCUUAAAGCCCCAACUAGGUGUGCAGCUGUCCCUCCCAAGAGCAAGAGCCAGAGGGAGUGAGAGGUGCACCUACUGUUUCCUUGGGGAAUUCCAUGCAGGGGGUCUGGGCUGUGGGCCGCCUGUUUCCUGCUCACAAAAGGGAAGAAGGAAGGCCUCGAGUUGGCUUCCCCUUUCCACGUCCAGCUCCCUGGGGUCCCCCAGGCCCUUCAGCGUGGGUCCCGUGCAGCCCUGCAGGGGGGCCUCCUUUCCUGACCAGGUGCUGCUCCCCAGGACCCAGGAGGAGACUGCCUGAUUGGGACCCCCCGGGUUGAUCCCGCCUGUGCCAAGGAUUUGUGCCGUGACUUUGGACAAAUCACCUCCGGAGUUGCUGGGCCUCUGUGUCCUCAUCCCUGAUGAGUGGUUGAGCCCAGAGCACUCUGAAGGGCAGGCUUGAUGCCCCAGCCCCUGCGGUGCAGCCUGCUUCUCUGAGAAGUCAACCUGAUGCGCCUCCGCUUGGCAUUGAGGCGCUCGGGGGCCCUCUUCCCCAGGAUGGGGAGGCUGCCUGUAUGCUUCACGUCUUUUCACACCCGCCCAGCGGGCCCGCUCCACCCUUCUCCCAUACUCACUGUAAGCCCUAAGCACUAAGCCAGCCAAGUGUGAAGGGAGCUGCAUCCCCAGAGGGGAGGAAGCCAUUACCCCCUCCUCCAUGAGCAUCACCCCGGCCCCUGAUGGCGACAGAUCCCACCAGCCGAUCGGUCUGUUCCCACGGUGCAGCGGGCAGCCCACCUGCUCCUCCACAGAGAAGGGGGCCAGCGAGAGGCUUUGUCAGCCCUGGGACAAGGUGAACUUGGGUUUGAUGUAUAGGACCCCCUGAGCAUGAUCUUGUGUCUUCAGAUACCCGUUCACUUUGAGAAAGUGGGAAGGGCUGGGCUGCCCUGCAUGGUCCAGUGAGGGUGGCUUCAGAGAGGCUGCUGACCUGGGCGCUCAGAGGGACCUUCAGGCCCGGCUCAGCAGGGGCGUGGGGGGUCACCCACCUUCGGGAAAGGAAGGGCUGGGUGGUGGCCGCCAUCAAACGGGGCUGGGCCUGGGGUGAGGGUUGGUGCCAUCGGAACUGCCCGGCUGUCUUGCAACCUGAGGGCCCACCGACUAACCGCGUUUACACGACUUGAGUGUUGAACCCCGAUUAUAAUGUCUGUACGGCGCCUUUCCUAGUCCAACCCUGAGCCCCGGGGAAGCAGGAAAGUGCGGCUGGCCUCUUGCACUGCUUUGUCUCCAAAAUAAACUACUGAAAUCAAACUGCAUUUCACACGUGUUUACAAAUG
Zalophus californianus (California sea lion) is the source of this 3267-nucleotide messenger RNA. RefSeq names its product inositol-tetrakisphosphate 1-kinase (gene ITPK1). The record is from RefSeq and is a predicted model, not a curated record. Gene Ontology annotation, biological process: inositol trisphosphate metabolic process. NCBI's taxonomy places the organism in Eukaryota, Metazoa, Chordata, Mammalia, Carnivora, Otariidae. The transcript is spliced from 10 exons. Gene Ontology annotation, molecular function: ATP binding; inositol-1,3,4-trisphosphate 5-kinase activity; inositol-3,4,5,6-tetrakisphosphate 1-kinase activity. Gene Ontology annotation, cellular component: cytoplasm. Bases 137 to 1396 code for a protein of 419 amino acids.